AUGAGCGAGCAGACCAUCAUUGGAGACGAGAGCCUUCGCGGCGUUCUGCGUCCAGACUUCCUCGUCGCUGCCUCGACGGCUUCGUACCAGAUUGAAGGCGCCUACGACCAGGAUGGAAAGGGCCUCACCAACUGGGACAACUUUCUCAAGGACAAUCCCGAGAACGGAAACGACGCUGUCAUGUCGUACAAGUACUGGCGCGAUGACGUUGCCUUGCUCAAGAAGUAUGGUAUGAACACAUACCGCUUCUCCAUCGCGUGGGCACGCAUCAAGCCCCUCGGCGGCAAGGACGACCCCAUCAACGAGAAGGGUAUCGAGUACUACUCCAACCUCAUUGACGAGCUUCUCGCCAAUGGCAUUGAGCCAUGCGUCACUAUAUUCCACUGGGACCUGCCUCUCGAGCUCGACAAGCGUUACGAGGGCUUUGCCGACACUGAGCGUCUUGUUCCCGACUUUGUUGCCUACGCGCGUAUCCUGUUUGAGCGUUUCGGCGACCGUGUGAAAUACUGGAUUACAAUCAACGAGCCUCUCAUCUACACGCUCUGCAACUGUAUCGAAAUGCACGUCGACGAUUUCCCCGAGUCCAAGUACGUUGCGUACACGAGGAGCAUCCUCCUCUCCCACGCAAAGACCGUGGACAUGUACCGCCGCGAGUUUGCGCCCAAGCAAGGUGGUAAGAUUGCUAUUACCCUCAACAUGGACUGGGUCGUUCCUCUGGACGACUCUGCCGAGGCCAAGAAGGCCACGGACAUUGGUGUCAACCACAUGUUUGGCAUGUACGCCGACCCAAUCUACAAGGGCCACUUCCCCCAGACCUGCAUCGACCGCUUCGGGCCCACCCUUGCCCUGUCCGAGGACGAGUGGAAGCUUGUCAAGGGCUCCAACGACUUCUUCGGUCUCAACCACUACAGCACCUCGUAUGCCACUGGCAAGCUCCUGCCAUACGAGACUGCCACUCCCGUCGAACGCGUCUUUGGCCUCAUCGAGACCACCGUGGAGAAGGAUGGGGUUCAGAUCGGCCCUAGGGGUCAAAACGGCCACCCCACCCAGGUCCCCUGGGGCUUCCGUCUCCUCAUCCAGCACAUUCACAACACGUACUCAAAGGAGGCGGGCCACACGCUCUACGUGACGGAGAAUGGUUUCGCUACUCUGGAUGAGGGCAAGCGUCCCCUGGAGGAGAUCCUCAAGGACACCGAGAGGCAGGCCUACUAUGCCCUCUACCUUCGCGAGAUUGCACAGGCCGUCCGCGACGACGGUAUCGACAUUGGCGGCUACAUGGCAUGGUCUCUUCUGGAUAACCUCGAGUGGACUGGCGGCUGGGCUCCUCGCUUUGGCAUCACCUAUGUGGACCGCAGUACUCCAGAGUACAAGCGUAUUCCCAAGGACUCGGCCUUUAUGCUCCAGCGUGUGUUCAAACAUAUGAUCAAGGACAAGCAGUGA
Molecule: messenger RNA, 1440 nt
Organism: Apiotrichum porosum
Lineage: Eukaryota; Fungi; Basidiomycota; Tremellomycetes; Trichosporonales; Trichosporonaceae
Exons: 6
Coding region: 1-1440 (479 amino acids)
Biological process (GO): carbohydrate metabolic process
Molecular function (GO): beta-glucosidase activity
Source: RefSeq, a predicted model, not a curated record